Messenger RNA from Cyclopterus lumpus (lumpfish), 6273 nucleotides. It is a transcript of the gene crtc1a, whose product is annotated as CREB regulated transcription coactivator 1a. Gene Ontology annotation, molecular function: cAMP response element binding protein binding. Gene Ontology annotation, biological process: positive regulation of transcription by RNA polymerase II; protein homotetramerization. The transcript is spliced from 15 exons. NCBI's taxonomy places the organism in Eukaryota, Metazoa, Chordata, Actinopteri, Perciformes, Cyclopteridae. The record is from RefSeq and is a predicted model, not a curated record. The coding region runs from base 95 to 1816 and encodes 573 amino acids. Gene Ontology annotation, cellular component: cytoplasm; nucleus.
ACUUAUUGCAACCUCUCUAACCGGAAGUGGUGCGUCCUCAUUGCGUGUCUCUUGACACUGACCAUUGAAGGAAAACGGAGCAGAAGAGCGAAACAUGGCGACUUCGAACAAUCCGCGGAAAUUCAGCGAGAAAAUCGCUUUGCAUAACCAGAAGCAGGCAGAGGAGACCGCGGCGUUUGAAGAAGUGAUGAAAGACCUCAGCAUUACUCGGGCAGCGAGGCUACAGUUUCAGAAAACUCAGUACUUGCAGCUGGGACCGAACCGUGGGCAGUACUAUGGAGGAUCUUUGCCAAAUGUCAAUCAGAUUGGAAACAGCACUAUGGAUAUGACUUUUCAGAAUUCUGGGCUGGACGCGAACAGAUCGACGCGACACCACGGGCUGGUGGACAGAGUCUACCGGGACCGGAGCCGCAUCACAUCGCCCCACCAGAAACCGCUGUCUAUUGACAAGCAUGGACGCCAGAUUGACAGCUGUCCAUAUGGUUCAGUAUAUCUGUCACCACCACCUGAUACCAGCUGGAGGAGGACAAACUCUGACUCAGCUCUGCACCAGAGCACACUAACUCCUGCCCAGCAGGCCUCGUUCACUGGAGGAUCACAGGAGCUCCAUACAAAAAGAGUUCUCCUGCUCACCGUACCAGGGGCUGAAGCAAUUAAACAAGAGACUGAUGAAGAUGGACAAAACCAGAACUGGGAGUGCAAAAAGAACAUUUCAAGGUCCGAAACCUGCAAAGUUCCAGGGAUCCACAUAUUCCCGUCUCCGGACCAGCAGUUGAACACUUCACUGAAACCAGCAGUCCACAACACUGGCGGUUCUCUGCCUGACCUGACCAACAUCCAGUUUCCUCCUCCGCUGCCCACCCCGCUCGACUUAGAUGAUGCAGUGGCCGCCUCAUAUAGCUCCUCUGACAGCACACUGAAUCUGGCUAACACGCAAGGAGUGAACACCUCUCAGCCCACAGUAACCAUGGAAAUGCAGCCCGGGCAGGACGACAUGGUUCCUCUCAUCCUGAAUGCUGGAGACUCCCACCAGCAUCAGAACCUGCAGCUCUCCCCAACAUCUCCGCCUCUCUCUCUCUCACAGGCGGCCAUCAACGCCAUGAACCUUGAGCAGCAGCUGUCCCAGUACGCCUUCUUCAACCAGCAGCCAUCGUCCCAGAGCCAGCAACAGACAGGUCUGGUCCAGCUGCAGUCAGACAACCAGACGUCCUCACAGGCCAACAUGACCAUGGACAUGAAUACGGCCUCGUCCCUUCAACAGUACCGCGGUAGGGUCGGAUCCUCUGCCAAUCAGUCUCCAACCUCCCCCGUCUCCAAUCAAGGCUUCUCACCUGGAGGUUCGCCUCAACAUAACUCCAUACUGGGCAGCGUGUUUGCAGACUUCUACGACCAGCAGCUCCCGUCCAUUCAGGCCAGUGCUCUCUCACAACAGUUGGAGCAGUUCAACAUGAUUGAAACCCCCAUCAGCUCUGACAGCCUGUAUAACCAGACCUCCACCCUCAACUACUCCCAGGCGCUUAUGAUGGGUUUGACUGGUGGCCAUUGCAACCUUCAGGACCAGCAGAUGAGCUACAGUAGCCACGGCAACAUCCCCAACAUCAUUCUCACAGUGAGCGGGGAGUCUCCCCCCAACCUGCCCAAGGAUCUGACUGACUCGUUGUCCUCAGAUAUCAGCUUUGAUGUCGACUCCCAGUUCCCACUGGAUGAUCUCAAAAUAGACCCGCUGACGCUUGAUGGCCUUCACAUGCUAAAUGAUCCGGACAUGGUCCUUGCUGACCCCGCCACGGAGGACGCGUUUCGCCUCGACCGGCUCUAACCACCGGACCACCUCAUGCCCAGGUGUGUAAAUGUUGCUGCCCUGAGGGUGCGGGGGGGGGGGGGGGCAGCAUCUAAGAGGAUAAGAACCAAGAGUGUGCUGGUCAAGACCUCGUCUGGGCAGAGCAUCAAUUUCACGCCAACUAACUCAAUCAAACCCCACAAGAGAGCAUUUAAAAGAAGCAUCAUGCAUUAAAAUGUUAUGGAAGACUGGAAACCUUGAAAACUGGAAAGAUGGUUUACGACUCAUGAAAAGUUAUGGUAUGAAUGAGCUCCAUGGCUGUGUCACUGCAAAUGACCAUUUUAAUUUUAGUUUAGUUUAGUUUUCAUUCGAGGGAGCUUGAUGGAAAUAUCAUGACGGCAGAGGGAAGCUGGUCUAAUAUUCACCAUCGAUGACUGACUAAACCACGUCUGCAGAGCAAACCCUUAACAAUCUACAGUAUCCUACACCUGUUAACACGGGGUGGCUUGAUGACUCAGAAGAAACACAAGUUUAACCUCCCUUUGUGCCGAGCUGAUAGCUCUCAGCAUUACUUUCAGUUUCUAUAUCAGUUUAAUGCUAAUCCCUGUGUAGUUUGUCAUAGAAGCCAAUUUCAGGCCUGGUUGGAUCACUCCCAAAUUUCCUCUAAAGUUGAGUGACCAUGAGUCACUAUUUUGCCACCAAGUUAUUUUCAGGAGAUGCUGAAUUUUGAUUUUAGCAUAGUAAAUAGCAGCCAUCGGUUAUGCAUGAAAUCACAAAUCACUGUGCAUACUUGUUUUGCCUUAAUAGCUUGACAUUUUGGUUUACAUGCAAAGAUGACUAUUAUGUAAAUGAGAGAAAAAAAAGUAAAUUGUCAAGUCAUUGUUACUGUUUUACAAGUGGUUUGGCCUACAUAAUUCACAGUUGCAUUGUAUUUUUGAGGUGCGCUGAUCUUUAUCCAUUACUUCAUCCAUUGUCACUACCAUAUCAUUUUUUAUGCAUCAGUCAAAUCUAAAAGGAUUCAUGAGUUCUUUGUUAUGAACUAGAUGUUUACACGCUUGUUUCGUUUUAUAUUUUACAUGUACAGAAUGUGAUUAGAUUUUGCGUAAUGGUAUCUAUGCAAAACUACAGCGAUUGGUUUAGGACUGUAAAAUGAAAAAGAUAAAAUGAACCAUUUCAAAAGGAAGCCAAUGUGCAAGGUUCUUACAGAAUGCACAGUGAUGGUGCCAUGUUUUAUUUAUUUUGAUACUUUUGAAACUCUUUACAUUUUUCUUUCAGAAUCGUACGGUGUAGAGAGAAAUGCUCAGUGCAUGUGUCAUACAGUAGAAGCUCUCCUGGAUUACUCCCAAAGAUGUGACCUCAGUGUAGUUGAAAUAUAUAUAUUUUUCCAGACAAUUGAACUGCCUCUGUACUAGAACAGCAUUGUUGAUACAAUGAGAAUGUAUUUAGGUCACAUCUGUACAGCUGUGUUGUUGCCAUCUUGUCAUCCUCAAUGCCUCUUAUAUCUAGCCUUUAUGUACUGUAGGACCAAAUAUGUUUCACCUGUUAUUUCUUUGAUGUGGGAUACUGUUUUAUAUAUGACUUAUUUUGUUUCCUUGGCACGACACUGACACUGAAUAUCCGUUUCCUCGUCAUGCUCGUGCUGUCUGUGCCCUUUAUCGAUCUGUUCCAUGUCUCUCCAGCCGUUGGUUCUGCAUUUAUAUGGUUUUAAGCAUUUGCUCUGUUCGUGAGUGGAUCAUAACUGUCUCAUCUCUCAUAUUGCACUUUAUGUAUUACUUUAAAACACUGAUUUGUGACUGUUAUGUGCACUGGACCUGUUUGCCCUGUCUUUGAUUAAACUUGCCUUUCUUGUAAAAAGAAAAAAGAAAGAAAUAUGAAAAAAGCUCAAUUAAAUUAUAGUUAUUUUUGAAAAGUGAACUGAUUUAAAAUAGGAGUUUUUACUUAAUCAGUGAGUAUUUUGUUAGCGAUCUACUGUUGCAGUUUUUCUGGAUUUUGGAAAACAUUUGUAUUUUGGAAGAAUUGCUGCAGCUCCGUCUGCUAUUGAUAGCAGGUUUAGAUCUAAAGAAACAUGUGUAAUUAAGUACUGAUUUUUUUCAUUAUUGAAAUAUUUAAAGAUGCAAGUAUAGUGGGAUUUCUCAUAAGAGUAUAUUUGAAAUGUGCAUAUUAUCACAAUAUUGUGCAAAAUAGGAUAAAUAUAUUUUAAUUCAUUCCAGAUAUAAUUAUUUCUAAAAAGCCCAAUCUAAGUUGAAUCUCGUGAAUAUGCCACACUAUGAAAAAGGUAAUUCUGUAGCUGCAACAUUAUUUCUGUUGAUGCGUGUCAAGGUCCUCUAGUGCCAACAUAUCCCACUAUUAUUCUCACAUAAUGUAAAUGUAACUUCAAAAAAUGGCAGUUAAAUCUGUUAAAACUAACUUGUUGAGUAUGAAGAUAAAUCACAUUUACAUAAUAAUGUUGUGACGGCAUGAAUAACUACAUGUUUUCCCCUUUACAACUUGGGUGGAGUCCACUUUGUUUGUCAAAGUGUUUUGUUUUUCUUGUUUGGUAAUGUUGUCCUUUGUUCUAUCUUAAUUCAGCGUCAUGUGUCGACUAAUGUAUCUGCUAAGUGAAGCCCAAAAGCAUCGGAAAUAUGGUAAUCAGCCUUUUAUGCACAUGUAGGAGCUUUUGUUUGGUACUAUGGUUUACACUGCAAUAUACUGUAUGUGCUUAUUUUCUGCGCAACACCAACAGAGUUUUAUUAUGUCAUGGUAAAUCUAGACUAGCUUUGUAUAUUGCUGUAUGGUAGGACUGAUGUUUUUCGUGCUUUAUGUGAUAUGAUGUCAAAGUGAGAAAAUGCACUGAGAAAUACUGCGCUGCAAUGUCAUUGUGGCUCGAUAUUCUCUGCUGGACCUCAGACUUUAUAGAGAGCCUGAAAUCUUUGUAGGUCCAUUUUCUGUUUUGCUUUUUGCUCAUGUAGAUAGCUCUGAUAUGUCGCCUGUUACUGCCACCUUUUUUGCAUCAAGGUUCAGGCAUCCAUUAGCAGUGUUUACAGAGACAAGAGUUUACAACAGAGCAAUGUUUGUUUUACUCUCUAUAAAAAUUGUUCGUUGAAUACUGUAUCUGGAAUAACAGACUACAUGUGAACAACUUGCAGUGUAGAAUAGCAAACUUAUUUUGCUAUUUAGAUUUACCAGUAAAGCAGUAAUGUAAUUUCAAUAAUAUGCCCUAAAUAAUACAUUAUAUUUGAUGAGGUUUUGAAGUCAUGUGAAUUAAUUGUAUUUUCUUUGUUCUUCAUUUAUAAGCAUUUCGACACCCUGAUAGCACUUUUAUUUCUCAGAAAUUCCACUUCUUAUAACUUACUAUGAGCAGCUACAUGCCAUCAAAAGUUUUUUUGUUUUUUUAACAGAGUUGGUAAUAUUUCGAUUUUGUUAAAUUUUAGGAAAUCUGUCAUUAGCACUGCAUACUCUUCUCUCUUUUGGUAUUAAUCAGCAGUUGAACCAGAAAGCCAAAGUACAAAACAGCCAUAAAUGAGAGAAUACUAACAUUGUUUUUAAAAAUAUUGUAUUGGGGUACGAGUUAUUUCAUAUAUCAACUAUGAACGUAUCAAUGCAUUGUUUACAUUGAACAUCAUUACAGAAAUUAUUUCAGCAUGACUUAAAAAGAGAAGCGACUGACAUAUCCUACUUAAAAAGCUGGGCAAUCUCUUUUCUGCAUGAUGCUGAAUUCCAAAAUAUCUCAGAAAAUACCUUGACAUAUUGUAUUUUGCUUAGUUUUGCUUAGUUUUAUUAAUCUGCUGUCAAACACUAUUUUGUAGUGAAUAUUACUAUAUACAUAUUGUCGCAUAAAUGACAUACAAUAAGAAAUAUCAGAUACAAAUAAUGUGCAUAUAUAUAUAUAUAUAUAUAUAUAUAUAUAUAUAUAUACAUUGACUUUGUAACAAUAAGUUAAAACACAAACUAAAUCAGGAAGAUGAAACAAAGUAAUAGUGCACAGUCACUGAGUGGGUUCCCCAAUAUGAAUCCUUUGUGUGCAUUUCGAGGAUGGCCCGCUGCUGGUUCAAGCCUCAUACAAUGGCAGCUAAAUUGUUAUACAAUGUUUUUUGUUUCUGAGAACAGUGAUACUAUUCCAAACACUGCACAUGCAUUUUACUGCCGUGAAGGGGUGCACUGCGCUCCUAUAGUACGCUCGCAGCAACAGGAAACAUUAUGCUCAUAGAAUAUGCAUACUAGCAUUCUGCAGCACAGCUUGGCAAGUUGGUACUUUUCUGACCUAACCCUUUAAAAAUUACGUGGUUCAAACCUUGUUCUUCAAAUUGUGUGUUUUCUAUUUAAACUGUCAAAUCGGACCAAAAGAAUCCAAGUUGGCUGUAAGUGUGUACUAUAUAAAAGAUGAAUUAAGCUUCUGUUUGAACUGUACCUGAUGUAUUGUUCUUGUGUGAAGGCUUCUGUCUUUGUAUCUUUGCAUUAUUAUUUGUAAAUUAAAUAAAAAUAAAUAUAUCUGACUAAGCAAAGACGUUUCUUUAAUC